GGGAAGGAAGGCCUGUCUAGCUGAGGAUAUUGGACUUUGUAUGGCAUUGAACGGAAGAACUAUGUUUCCAGCCUUCAAAUAUUAUGCAAUAGACUAUUUACAAGAGGACAAAAUUAAAGAGAGGCUUUACAGAGAUGCUUUAUUGCUUCAGAUUCCUUCAUGUUUAAAUCAAGAUAAAAGCAUUAUUGAUGAUGAAUAUAGGAGUCCAUGGACAAGAGCUAUUCCAGUUCAGGAAAUGGAAGAUAAUUCAGUCUUGGAGCAGUGGAGAACAAGAUUCUGUGUGGAGGAUGUUCCUGAGAAAAAGACAGUUACAGGAGUGAUGAUUAAUGGCACAUUUGAGGAAAUUGUUCCAAGUUCCAAUCCAAACUCUCCACCUGGAAUAGAGAACGACAAACUGUUCCCCAGUAAGGACUACGUAGACGACUUUAUUCCUGUCAAGUGUUCCUUGUACUACCCCGGAGUGAAAGUGGAGCACCAAGUAUUGCUUAUUGAUGAGGAAAUGAUUUUUAUGAAUAAUGCAAUGGACAACCAUCUACCAACUGUGAAUGGUCUCCUGAGCAGACUAAAGCUCUAUCUGGUGAAGGAUCCAUUUUUAGAUUUCAAAGAAGAGCUCUCUGGAAAGGAUAAUUUCACGGAGUAUUUCUCUGUUCAAGAACAUUCGGAACCUUUUGUGAGAGAUUUCCGUAUUGCUGAGGAGACCUUUUGUAAGAAGAAACUACCAUCAGUUUUUCCUUCUGGGUUUAAAUCCUUGAUAUCUACAAACCCCAAACAAGAAAUUCUCAUUCUACCACCAUCAAAACUGAAGAAACCAUUAAACUCGAUACCGAAAAUAAUGGACUCUGUAGAUGAAAGUGAAUGUUUCAAAGGAGACAUUACUUCCAAGCAUGAAUUUGAUACUGAGGACAUAAAAUGCAACUCCACAGAGAACUUAACUUUUGCAAGCCUUUGUGAACCAGAGUGCAGUGAGCCAGGAGACCUAGAAAUGCCACCAACCCAUCUAAGCUCACCAUGGCAGCAUUCUGCAGUGAGUUCAUUAUACUCGGGAUUUCAGACAUUUCCGUUUUCUGCUACAUGUAAAAUUAAUUUGCUUAGUGCUGGAGAAUCAGCUAAUAAAUAUUGUAUGCUGUGGCAACUGGGAGGCUGCAGAAACUCUUGGGUCUCAUUCUUGCUUACAGUUCCAAGAUUUCAAGAACCCAGCAGUCAAUAUUCACUUGCAGAUAUGAGGAACAUCUUUUCUAUCAAAGGAGACAGCCUUGUGAUUAACCCUGCAAAAGCAAAGGGGUGGAGACAAGUACGACUACAUCCAAUAAUGGCUGAAACGCUGGCGCAUCUGAAGGCGUAUUUGUGCCAUAAUGGUCUGUCUUCUCAGGAGACUAAGCUGGAGAUCUUUCUGCCUACAAAAGUGUUUCAGCUGGAGUCCUGGCUAGAACUUAAGAGUCGUCCCUUGCCCAUUGUGCCAAUCAGUGAGAAAUCUACAGAUGUUCACCAGUUACAUCCACAGAAGAGACCCAUACCCUCUUCAGAAAAGGAAGUACCAUACCUUUGUUUGUCCCGUGAAAGUAUCUCUGUUAAAAAAUCCAAAGUAGAAGCAAAUCCAAAGAAUGAUCAAGAACCAGAGGCUAGAAUAACGCAGAAGCCCGAGGACAGCUGUGUUGGACUUGGCUGUUCAAGUCAAGUGCCAUCUGCUGAAUCAGCUUCCUCUUCCCAGAUCAAGGCAUCUUAUGAUAAAAAACAAGAUGAUUUGGACCUUCUGAGCGAGUUUAUUAUUCUGAGAAGUAAACACCAGACUUUCCCUUCAGAAGCUGAUGUCAAAAGCCAUGACCAUGACCAAAACAAUGAAUUUCAAGAUAAAGAAAAAUAUUCUUUGCCUCUUCAAGAAGAAAGUCCUGUUAUUUCUAGUAGUAAAGCUCCAGAGGAGAGAUGUCAAGAAAGGACAGAUGACGUCAUCGAGAUCCCCGCAUCAGACACCCAGUGCCAAGCAUACUGUCUCCUAGAAGCCACAGCGAUUCCUAUCUUAAAGAAGCUUGUUUGCCUCUGUACUUACCCUGCAGCCAAUUGGAAAUUCGCCACUGUCAAUUUUGACCAAACAAGAUUCUUCUUAAAGGAACAAGAAAAAAAAAUAAAUGAUGCUAUUCACCACGAUAAAAAUGAUGACAGAAAAAUGACAUUCAGGCAUGCUGCUCUCUUACAUCUCCUGGUAACAAUUAGAGAUGUCCUUUUAACAUGCAACUUGGAUACUGCAUUAGGAUAUUUGUCAAAUGCAAAAGAUAUCUACAAAAGUGUGUUAGACUCCCGUUUGGAUAACAUUUGGAGACAGCUAAAAAUUUUACAGUUUAUUAAGGAAAAAAGGCCUAAAACCAACUAUAAGAUCCAAGAAUUGCAAUGUCAAAUACUAAGUAGGCUACAGAAUCAACAACAAAUGAAGGUACUGAUUAUAAUAAGAAUGGACUCAGAUGGAGAAAAGCAUUUGCUCAUUAAAACACUUAAGAAAAUAGAAGGUAUAACAAUGACUGUUUUACGUUCAAAUGACAGAAAAAAAUUUCUGGAAACUACCAGUAUUUUAAAAGGUACACAUGCCUGCGUGGUUGUGCACAACCACAGUAUCGGAGCGGAUUUCCCCUGGAGCAGCUUCUCGCUCGUGGUGGAGUACAACCAUGUGGGGCACUCUUGCUGGGCUGAGCACUGCCAACUGUUGGAUAUACCUUUCCUGGCCUUUAAAGUCGCUGUUCCAGACACAGGUCUACAGAGAGAUGCCUUGCUGGAUCGAUUUGGUGGGUUUCUCUUGAAAAUUCCCAUUCCAUAUGUAUUUUUUGCAUCUGAAGGACUUCUCAAUACUCCAGAGAUACUCCGGCUGCUGGAGUCCAACUAUAAUAUCACACUAGUGGAGAGAUGCUGCUGUGGGUCACUGAAACUCUUCGGAAGUACAGAGUGCUAUGUGGUGGUGACAGUCGACGAGCAUACUGCUAUAGUUGUGCAGGACCUAGAAGAGUUACAUCAUGAGAAGGCAUCAGACAACAUCAUUAUGAGAUUAAUGGCACUGUCGUUCCAGUACAGCUGUUGCUGGAUAAUACUGUAUUCCAAGGAAACACUAAAUUCACAAUACCAUCUUACAGAAAAGACACUUCGUCACCUCGCACAGAUUUAUGCAGCUUUGGUUUCCUCAGGCCUGAAGUCUGAAGAACUGGAUGUAAAGCUUAUAAUUGCCCCCGGAGUAGAAGAGACUGCUUUAAUAAUUCGACAAAUUGCAGACCACAAUUUAAUGACGUCGACGAGAGAUCCCCAUGAAUGGUUGGAUAAAUCCUGGGUGGAAGUUUCACCUUCUAAGGAGGAAAUGAGCCUACUUGAUUUUCCCUGUAUUAAUCCACUGGUGGCUCAGCUCAUGUUACACAGGGCGCCUUCACUGCACUGGCUCCUGAUAGCAACUCCUGCUGAGCUCCAGGAACUCCUGCCCCAGGUCCCAGGCAAAGUACUGAAGCAUUUUUGUAGCAUCACUUCCUUGUUCAAGAUUAGUUCUCCCUCCAUGACAACGUCUUCUCAGAUUUCAUCACUUCAGGAAGAUAUGAAUCAAACUGAUCUCUUUAUUUCUCAGAGUUCAGCUCCUAUCAUUCAAGAACAGGAAGAAUAUUAUCCCUAUGAAGACUCGGAAGGCACAAGCUCUUCUCCUGUGGAGCUAAGAGCAACUCCAUGCAUGCUGCCAUCUGCAGCACCGCACAGUCAGAGGGGCUGCUGGGAGGACCCCGGCUGUGGCCCUGACCCAGUGCAGAAUAACCCUUCCCUAAUGAAUGCAGAAUCAAAGAGAAUCACCUGGCCCUCCUUUCCCAGCUGGAGUGAUUCAGAAUCAGAUGUCUUUUCUCUGGGCCGAACACAAGUAUGCUGUGAACCCAUAAUGCCACUAACUGAUUCUCAAAGGAGGCGCACUCAUGGUUUUGUAAAUUGUCCUGAAGCAAAAGGACACAGUAACAUGCAAGUGUCCACCCCUGUCUUUUUACCAGAGAACUCCCAGUCCCACCUUUACUGGGACUUUAAGAAAAACAGUUGUAGAAAACAGAUUUACUCGUUCAAUCCAAGCUGUGAAACAGAACAGACUACUUACAACAAAUGGUACUCUCAAAAAGAUGACUUCUCCAGUAAUCAGCCAGAGUGUCUGUGGGGUGAGUUGGAAGAUGUCACAUACAGAAAUGCAACUGCUGGGACCCAGGAGACUUUUUGGAGAGAACUGCCAGCUGUUCCAAGUUGGGAUUCACUCUGUGCUUCUGAUUCUAAUGCAAAUCAAAGAGGGUUCAAGGGCCUUAAUUUCUGCCAAAGAGCUGGAAACUACUUAGGACAGAGAAGGCUCCCUGUAUCUUCAUCUAAUUGGGGAGAUUACAAAACACCAACAGACUUAAUGUACUCACAAGUACCACAACCCAAGAAACGACGUCUAAUGUAUGAGAAAGUCCCUGGAAGAGUGGAUGGGCAAACCCGGCUGAAGUUUUUAUGAAAAAACAGAAGGGACAGUGUCACCUGCUAGAUUCUACUUCAUUAUGCCAAUCCAGUAACCAAAGUAUUUAGGCUUGACUCUACAUCAAAGAAAAUGCCAUUGUUUUUACAUGUCCUCAGUGUUUAUAUCUAAGUCUGCUUGUCUGCCUUAUCAAUUAGCAUAAUAAGCAUAAAACCCCCCAACAGUAUUCAGAUUCCUGUGUGCUUCGCAGGACUAUUGUCUUUUUAAAGACCUGUCCUUUCACUUAUGUAUAUGCAUGUGGAGUGUGUGCACUUAAGUAGAGAUGCCCUGGGAGGCCAGAGGAUCCCAAGUCCCCAUCAGAGUCUUGUUUUUUUUUUAAGGUUUAAUUUUUUAUUAUUAAAUUGUGUAUCUGCAUGUUGGAAUGUGCAUAUUGAGUGCAGUGCCUGUGGAAUCCAAAAGAGGGCACCUGAGCCCCCGGAGCCUUGGUUACUGGUGUCUGUGGGCCGUGGGAGCUAUGUGCGAGGAACCACAGUGCAGUCCUCUGCUGGAGCAGCAAGCACUCCUAACCACUGAGCCAUCUCUUGAGCUCCCCACCCCUCACAGUCUGACAGUUUGAGUCAAGCAGUGAGGAGCACCCCACAAGGGGAGAACUGAAGCCAAAAGAGCUCUGCACAUUCCCCCAAACCAAUUAGAAAGAGUGCCGAGAAAUGCUUGCACCCUAGACUGCGGGAGGAGUUCACAUUCUGUUGUUUGUCUGUCUGUCUGUCUGUUUUGAAACAGAGUCUCACUCUGUAGACCAGGCUGGCCUCAAACUCACAGAGAUCCACCUGCUUCUGCCUCCCGAGUGCUGGGACUAAAGGUGUGGGCCGUCACCACCACUACCCAGCAAGAGUUCCCAUUCUUAAUAUACAAAACACCCUUUCAAACUGGAGGGAAAAAGGAAACAUAAUAGAAUAAGUCAAGUAUCUAAACAGAUAGUCUCAGAACAAGACAAACUUGUAAAUAUUUAGGAUAAGCCACUUCGUUGUUUGUUACAGAGGUACUGUCUACUAAAUAAAUCACUGUUUUUCACCUAUCACAUUGACAAAAGGUUGAAAAUUCAGAUUCCUAGGGUCAGCAUGUCAGAGAAGAGUAUUUUCCUGUAUUGUCUGUACACCCUUUUAGACCCCAGUCCAGGUGACAGCUAACAAAAUGUAAGAUGACUAGAUAGUCUGACUCGGGGGUUAUAUUACUAAGAAUUUAUCUUAAGUAAAUAUUAACUGUAACAUGAAACCUAUUUUAAGUACAGCUUGUGUGUAAUAGGUAAAAUUUAUAGACACUUGCUACCAGGACAAAGUAAACAUUUAGAGUAUACCAUGAAACUUUAUGAAAAAUAACCAUAGUGAAAAUAGACAGUUCCAAUUUGUUCAAAAUGGUUUAGUACAUACGGGGAUCUCUGAGCAAGCGUGAGUUCCACACUUUGUGAUGCAUGGGCAUUCGUUGGAGUGGAGCUAGGAAGUAGCUCAGGGGUGGUGACUGCCCACACAGAGGUCUGGGUUUGGUUCCCAGCAGAUCAUAACCUGGGCCUGCCAAAGUCAAACGUGGUGAUCCUUGGCUACAUGGCUAGGUUAAACAGGUAACAGAAACACGAAAAGGACACCUAGAUCAUGAUUACUUCGGAAUCCCAUUUACUGACAUCUGAAUGAUGCUUGGAAUUAGGGAGGCCCCUCUGAUAGCUUCAUUUUCUCCACUUUUGUAUUCCUGAGAACGUCUCAGUAGUGAAUGCCAUGCGGGGCUAGGUCAGAGAGCGCUGUGGCUGGGGACUGAGGGUUGGUUUUCAUGUUAUACUUACAUCUACAUUUGAAGAUAAUAACAGAAUUCAGGGAUUCC
Mus caroli (Ryukyu mouse) is the source of this 6310-nucleotide messenger RNA. RefSeq names its product shortage in chiasmata 1 (gene Shoc1). Gene Ontology annotation, cellular component: condensed nuclear chromosome. Gene Ontology annotation, biological process: resolution of meiotic recombination intermediates. NCBI's taxonomy places the organism in Eukaryota, Metazoa, Chordata, Mammalia, Rodentia, Muridae. The record is from RefSeq and is a predicted model, not a curated record. Gene Ontology annotation, molecular function: ATP hydrolysis activity; single-stranded DNA binding.